GUCUGAGUUCUGCUGAGUAGUCUGAACCUGUUUCUCGCUCUGCUGUCGUUCUUCGCUGUAUUUCAAGACACUCAUAUGGGCCCUUUUCCAAGUUGGCGAAUAGAUGUGGAGAUUCUUCUGGGACGGAAAUUGUAUACCCCUACACUGAGAAACAACAAUACACAGCUCGGAUUCUCGUCACAAUUGCUCAUCGCUCUACGAUUCGUCUAGUACCGUCAUCGAAAACGACACUCCCGAGCUCUCGCACCGCACUGUUAUCCUCACGUCUAGAUACUUCGACGGCAUCUUUCAACAUCGCACGGCCUGCAGGCAUCAGUCAGCAACUGCUCCCUACGCUCCUCAUCCUCACCAGUCUAUCUGUCUUUGGCCGAUUCAAUCUACCACAAUUGCAGCAAUCAUGCAAUCCGCGACCCACUCAUUCGCCCGUCGCGACAACAUGGGAUAUGCUAUCCCGCCAUCCCUCAUUGUCUUACUUAUCAUGCUGGGUGCUAUGGCCGUGGUCAUUUGCGGGUACGCCGUCAGCCGGCUUUUGGGUUUCAGUGAGGCCCCCAAUGGAUAUAAGCCACGUUCGACGGAACAGGAAGAGUAUAUGAGAGAAGUCAGGCAGAGAGGCCUCGCGGGUUUUCAUUGGGAGGUCCAAAGGGGGGGCAGAUCCUAGGUGGAAGGCGCGAAAUAUAGAAGAAGGCGGAUGUUUUUCGGAGGAGUAGUGAAUGUCAACAUUGCAUCAAUGAGUACAGGAACACCAGGUGCUGGUGGAGAAUCUGAGGGCGCAUAUAGGGAACGAACCGGGUCGUGGCAAGUUUUUGGGUCCUUAUCUUUCGAUGGCCUAGCAUUAAAUAUUGUACCGGGCCAGGAGUACAGACACUGGGGCAGCACAAGCAACGACUCCGAGCUAAAUCAAUAAAGUCUCCUUAGACAAUCCUAAAUUUAAGCGGCGGGGUUAACCGCAUGUGUCGAAUGCGUCUUAAAGGUUCCGGGACAACAACUGGCAUCUACUCCAAAGCCAUUGUGCUGCUUGCUGCAAUAUAAAAAGGUCAAGCAGAAAAGAUGCUGCUCAUGUUCGCCCCGACCUCACGCAUCGGCCACUCAAUCAAAUCCAACUUCUCUCUU
This is a messenger RNA of Lindgomyces ingoldianus, 1110 nucleotides long. RefSeq lists its product as uncharacterized. Bases 398 to 658 code for a protein of 86 amino acids. Lineage: Eukaryota; Fungi; Ascomycota; Dothideomycetes; Pleosporales; Lindgomycetaceae. The transcript has a single exon. The record is from RefSeq and is a predicted model, not a curated record.